GUCUUUGGCUGUGUGGGCUUAAACGUGUUUCUAAUGUGCGUGUCAAAUAAUUGCCUGUUAAACAGACUGCCAAUCUGGCUGAAGCCAGUGCUUCUGAAGAGGAUAAAAUAAAAGCUAUGAUGAUCCAGUCCUGCCAUGAAUAUGAUCCAAUCAAUUACAUGAAGAAACCCUUGGGUCCACCUCCAUCAUCAUAUACUUGCCAUCGUUGCAGAAAACCUGGCCACUAUAUAAAGAACUGCCCAACAAAUGGGGACGAAAGUUUUGGGUCUGUUCCCAGAAUGAAAAAGAGCACAGGAAUUCCAAGGAGUUUCUUGGUGGAGGUGAAAGAUCCCAAUACGAAGGGUGUUAUGCUGACAAAAACUGGAAAAUACGCAAUACCGUGUCUUAAUGUUUAUACUAGAAGAAAGAAGGAAAAGCCUCCCUUUUUACCAGAGGAGCCAUCCUCUUCCUCCUCAGAUGAUCCUAUUCCAGAUGAGAUUUUAUGUCUCAUUUGUAAGGAGAUAAUGACUGAUGCAGCUAUUAUUCCCUGCUGUGGAAACAGUUAUUGUGAUGAAUGUAUUAGAACAGCCUUACUGGAAUCUGAGGAACAUAGAUGCCCAAAGUGUCAUCAGACAGGUGUUUCGCCUGAUGCUUUAGUGGCCAACAAGUGCCUGCGCCGGGCUGUGAGCAACUUCAAAAAUAGAGCUGGUUACAGAAAAAGGCACCGUCAGCAGAUUUGGCACCAACAGCAGCAGCAGCUGCCACUGCCGCCACCACCACUCGUGAUUCUUACACCUCCUGCUGCUCUGGUGACUGCUGCUGAACCUUCUACAUAUUUGUCUGUGUCAAUCAGCAGUUUGUUGGAAGAGAAGCCAGCGAGAGCCAGUACAAUUUGCUCAGCAGGUGGCAGACCAGGCUGGGAACUAGGUCCAAAUCGAGGACGCCUGCCCAGUGAAUGUACCCAAAGGACUCAGGCCCCAGCACUACCAGAACCAACACCAGUCUUUGUGCCUGUGCCUCCAGCUCCCUCGUAUCCUCCAGCACGCCAUGCACUUCCUCUUCCACUGGGGGUACCACCACCACCGUUUCCUCCUCAGUUUCCACGUGGUCAGCCUCCAUCUGCUGGGUGCACUGUCCCCCCUCCAGGAUAUCCCCCAGCUCCUGCAAACACGUCAUCAGCUUGUGUUCCAAGAGCAGUACCCAUGUCUCAUUCAAUUACCAUCCCAAGGACACAAGCAUCUCCUUUCUCUAGGGAGGAGUUUUACAGAGAACAACGGAGUCUUAAAGAGGAGGAAAAGAAAAAGUCCAAACUCGAUGAGUUUGCAAGUGCUUUUGCUAAGGAAUUGAUGGAAUGUAAAAAGAUUCCAAAGGAGCGUAGGCAUUCGUUUCCCAGGUCCAAGCCUCCUUAUAGUGCUUCAUCUUACUCUAGAAGUUUCUAUACCUACUCCAAGUCAAGAUCAGAUUCUUCCCCCUCUCGCUCCCCCUCUCGAUCAUUUUGUCGUUCCCAUUUGCAUUCCUACUCGCGAUCGCGGCUGUAUCCAAGAAGAGGCAAAGGGAAGAGUCGUAACUAUUGUUCUAGAUCAAGGUCACCUGGUAAUAGAGCUGGAAAUUACCCUGAAAAAUCUUCUGGAAGAGCGAGCCAUGUCAUCAAAGAUCCUACAAAAUCAAAAGAGAAGGAAGUGGAAUAUCCACAGGGAGAUGGCAAAGGAAAUAAACAUAAAAAACACCAGAAGAGAAGAAAAGGAGAUGAGAAUGAAGGAUUUCCUUCAUUUUGUGAAAAAUCUCCUCGAAUGGAACCUCCUGCGAAAAAAGUGAAGGAGGAGUUGCCAAAGACAGGCAGUGUUGAAACAUCUUCCUCUCAAAAGGGUGAGAAGGUUCUUGGUACCCCACAGAAAGUUCACCCAAAAGUGACAAAAGAUCACCCAGAAACCAGACCAGCCAAGGAGGAAAAGGCAAAGAAAGACCACAAGGAAAAUGACAGUGAGAGUAAUGUAUCUGCAAAAGAUGAGGAAGCUGCAGGAAAAAAUCCCAAAGACCCGAAAGAAAAGUCUGUUGAUAAGGUGAAAGAGGAUACAGCAGCACCUGCUGCAGUUGACCAGCCUGAAGCAAGCAGAAGUCAAAGCCGUCACAGUGUUAGCUGUAGUCAAAGCCCUUCUGAGAGUCAGCCUCGAAGCCACAGCAGCAGUGCCAGCUCAGGAGAGAGUCAAGACAGCAAGAAAAAGAAAAAGAAAAAAGAGAAGCAGCAGCACAAGAAGCAUAAGAAGCACAAGAAGCAUAAGAAACACAAGAAGCAUAAGAAACACAUUGGAAGCGAAGCGGAAUUGGAAAAGAGCCAAAAACACAAACGCAAGAAGGAAAAAUGGAAGGAGAGCAAAGAUAAAGAUAAGCAAACCGUGAAAUCUGUCACUACAUAGAAUGAGGGAUAUUAAAAAAAUGACUUAAUUCCUAAGUCAUCUCUAUUAAAUUUUGUUAAAAUGUAAAUGAAUUCAAGCGUUGCAAAUAGUGACAUGGAAGACCCUGUGCUGCACUUAAAAUAUUGCUGCUUGAUUAUUUGAUUUUUACAUCAGAGCUUUAUAAAAGUGAACAUUUUGAACAGAAUUGUGAGUUGUGGCCACGUAUCAUGAAAGGUUUUGCUGGGGCAUGUUAUUUUUAACCAUUGUUAAUUAGUUUGGGUGGAGUAUACUGCAAAACUUUUCACAGCUGAAUUUUUUUUUAAUUGCCUGGCAGAAGAAGGUGGUACCUGUUAUAAAAUAGCAGCAGCAAAAUGCUUUGCAGAAUACAUUACA
Harpia harpyja (harpy eagle) is the source of this 2765-nucleotide messenger RNA. Its product is annotated as E3 ubiquitin-protein ligase RBBP6-like. The transcript has 10 exons. NCBI's taxonomy places the organism in Eukaryota, Metazoa, Chordata, Aves, Accipitriformes, Accipitridae. The coding region runs from base 117 to 2393 and encodes 758 amino acids. Gene Ontology annotation, molecular function: nucleic acid binding; zinc ion binding; ubiquitin protein ligase activity. The record is from RefSeq and is a predicted model, not a curated record. Gene Ontology annotation, biological process: mRNA processing; protein ubiquitination; ubiquitin-dependent protein catabolic process. Gene Ontology annotation, cellular component: nucleus.